Molecule: messenger RNA, 1914 nt
Organism: Ziziphus jujuba (common jujube)
Lineage: Eukaryota; Viridiplantae; Streptophyta; Magnoliopsida; Rosales; Rhamnaceae
Product: lipoyl synthase, chloroplastic
Exons: 6
Coding region: 154-1257 (367 amino acids)
Biological process (GO): lipoate biosynthetic process
Cellular component (GO): mitochondrion; chloroplast
Molecular function (GO): lipoate synthase activity; 4 iron, 4 sulfur cluster binding
Source: RefSeq, a predicted model, not a curated record
CGUUCUGUAUCCGACUAAUGAAGCUGCCAUUUUUAUCUUGGCCCAAAUUCUUCUACUUCUUCUUCUUUUUGUGUUGGACUAAUAAAGCUUGCAUUUUUAUGAAAACCCAACUUCCAAAUUCCUUUCCUUAGAAUUACUCAUAGAAAAAUAGAGAUGAUUUGUCAAUCCCAGCAGUUUUCACUACUUUCUGUUUCUUCUUCUUCUUCUUCUUCAAAUCCAAUUGCAAAACCCCACAUUCCCAUGUCCAUAAAGCUGCCAACUUUGGGAUUCAGAAUCCGAUGUGAGGCCGUGGAUUCGGCCAAGAAGGCGAAUGGGUAUUCGGGUCCUCACACUGGGAGAGACCCAAAUGUACAGAAGCCCGGAUGGCUGAGGCAGAGAGCCCCACAAGGAGAGAGGUUUCAGGAAAUUAAGGAAUCGCUUUCCAGUUUGAAGCUCAACACGGUUUGUGAAGAAGCCCAGUGCCCCAACAUUGGAGAGUGCUGGAAUGGAGGUGGGGAUGGUGUUGCCACUGCCACUAUCAUGCUUCUUGGUGAUACUUGUACUCGAGGAUGCAGAUUCUGUGCUGUCAAAACCAGCAGAAACCCUCCUCCUCCUGAUCCCAUGGAACCCCUUAACACCGCUCUUGCCAUUGCUGCUUGGGGUGUGGAUUAUAUUGUUCUGACAAGUGUAGAUCGUGAUGACCUAUCUGAUGGUGGAAGUGGACAUUUUGCCCAGACUGUGAAAGCUCUGAAGGAACUUAAGCCGGAAAUUAUGGUUGAGUGUUUAACUUCUGACUUUCGGGGUGACUUGAAUGCUGUAGAUGUUUUGGUGCACUCGGGAUUAGAUGUUUUUGCACACAACAUUGAGACUGUGAAACGGCUUCAACGAAUUGUUCGAGACCCUCGAGCCGGGUAUGAGCAGAGCUUAUCUGUUCUAAAACACGCAAAGAUCAGCAAGAAGAGUAUGGUAACAAAAUCUUCCAUAAUGCUGGGUCUUGGAGAGUCAGAUGAUGAGUUAAAGGAGGCUUUUGCUGAUUUAAGGGCCAUAGAUGUUGAUAUAUUAACGCUUGGUCAAUAUUUACAGCCAACUCCAUUGCACUUGACUGUCAAGGAAUAUGUUACCCCAGAGAAGUUUGCUUUUUGGAAGGAAUAUGGGGAGUCUAUAGGAUUCCGCUAUGUUGCCAGUGGGCCAUUGGUUCGAUCAUCAUAUAGGGCAGGGGAGCUCUUCGUUCAGACCAUUGUUAAGGACAGGGCUAACCAAACUGCUGUCAAAUCCUAACUGUGGCAAAAUGAUGAUAAUUCAAUUCCAUAAGAAGCUGAAGUCAGGCCAAGUAAUUGCAUAAAUGGCCCUAAAGCAUUGUAGGGUCUGAAAUUUUUGCUCUGAGAGGAGGAAAUAUCUGUUCCAUAGCAAAUUACUAUUUAAUUUAUUCAUUUAUUUCUCUUCAUGAUCUAGCCCAUUUUUGCUGUUGGAUGAGAAAUUAGAAUGUUGGGAUUCUAAAUAUUUGAUUCUCGCAUUCAGGGUUUUCUUUCUGUUUCUGGUUACUCUCCUUGAUUCAAAUUUUCGAAAAAGUGGAAGUUGAAGAGCAUUAUAUAUGUUGGAUAGAAAAGUAUCUCAAGCUUUGUGGUCGAAUUUGGAUGCAAUACUUGCAACCAUUACUUUUAGAAAUUUGGUAUAAAAACUCGUAAAUUGUGUAAAAGAAAACAGACCAAGCUCGGCACAUCAAUCAUUCAAUGACAUUACAGCAUCAACGUGGAGUCCAACUGGAGCUGCUGGUUCAAGUGCAUACUGCAUGGUAGGGGAGCUGGUAUUCAUUUUGAAAGAGGGAUUGGAUAUUCUGAUAUGUACUUAGUUUAAAACUAUGUGAAAGUUUUUUCUGUUUCUGUUGUUCUUUUCAGAAUAUAUAUAUAUAUAUAUAUUAUAUUGAUUUUUGCAUAA